Molecule: messenger RNA, 3405 nt
Organism: Trichoderma reesei QM6a
Lineage: Eukaryota; Fungi; Ascomycota; Sordariomycetes; Hypocreales; Hypocreaceae
Exons: 2
Coding region: 1-3405 (1134 amino acids)
Biological process (GO): regulation of mitotic cytokinesis
Molecular function (GO): GTPase activator activity
Source: RefSeq, a predicted model, not a curated record
AUGCAGACGGUCCCCAGUCUCAUUGGGACCGGCACUGCCAUUGCUGCAGCGGCCAGCGGCCUGGUAUUCGGCCAGCCUGUCGAACCAGCUCUCCCACUGCCCAAGAAACGAUACAGCCAGCUGAGAAAGGAAAUCUCGUUUGAUCGCGAUCUGCCGGUUACUGCUCCCGCAGGCGUCCUGUCUCCCCUACGAUACGAGGCCGAAAGCGAUGCGCCGUCAAUAGAAGUCGAAUUUCCGCAGCAGAACGCAGUUUCCAGCCCCAUCAUCGUCUCUCGCCCUCCUCUAUCGCGCUACCAGAGGCCGUCGCAUCAACCCGUUACGUCACCCAAGGCCAUCCCGGACAGGCGGUCCCUAUUGAGACAGCGCGAGAAUUCAGCAUCGCCGACGCCCGAGGGGCCUAGGGAUUCCACCUCGUCGAGCGAAUCGUGGAUUAGGAGGCUCUCGAUUCGCCGCCGCCCGUUAUCGCGCCAGGGAAGCGUCAGGUCGAGAUCCAGCGUUGGGCCGGAUUCGCCCUCCAUUGCCCAGUCAUAUACCUCGUCGGCACCGAUCCUGUCCAGGCCCAAUACCGCCGCGAACCCUCUGGCGCCCAACAAGCUCGUGAAGCGCUCUCCGUCAUCAGCCCAGUCCAGCGACAGCCCCGCGCAAGCACACGUCCGAUCAAGAUCGCAUCUAUCUAUCCUGCGCCGACCAGCGACGAGCCACCAAAGAUCUGCCACGCUGCAUCACUUCCGCCAGAGCGCGGAUAUUGGGAGCCUGCCAACCUCACCUGCAUUCUCCUUCGACCAAUCAACGGGGCAAGAAAGUCUCUCGGUACCGGUACCGGCUCUUGCUGUGCAACCUCGAAGCUCCCGCAGUACUUCCUGGGUGUCCUUUUUCCACUCGCGGACAAAGAAUACGGCCAGUGGUGGUAGCAUUGCAAGCCGGCUGGGAGACGGCACCCCUGGUGUUCGGACCGCCUCUGGGAAGCGCAUAUCCCCUGGAGACCAAGAUCGCCAGAAGGUGCACCUUGUCAAGCCCAGGAUGGUGUCGGGAGCCUCAGCGCCUCCGAUUGCGCCAUCCCCGAUGGAUCGACGACAGGAACUUGGCCGAGCCCGAGCUGAGACAUGCGUUCACGUGGAUGAUGGCUUGAAGGCUCGCGAGAAUGCAGCACGACCUCAGUCCAUGCCCUUUGCUCCCGCCGGCGGCUGGAGCUCGCAAACGUCGGGAAGCCUUCGACGGCCCAAACGCGGUGCUGAGCCGGAUGGUGUGAAGGACGACGGGCGGCACGUGUCAGCCGCCAGCGAGAGCGGCUCGCAGGUCGCCGUGGAGCUCGACUCCAAGGCCCCGGCGCAGUCGCCGCCCAUCCCGCCCAGUUCUCUAGCACGGCAGGGGCCGGCGCUGGAUUCAGCAGCCCAGGCUCAUCAGCUAACAAUGCAUAAAAGAAGCCAAUCCUCCCCACUCCUCCCCGCUCCCAGAAGCUCGAGUUUUCAAGGCGAGGUCCCACGCUCAUUAGCAUCGCCUAGCGGGGCGCCCUCUCAGCCAGCACGGCAGCACCAGCCCUCGGGGAGCUCGACCAGCUCCGCAGCCAUGUCGCAGCUUAGUACCAGGGCGUCGCCACUGCACGAGGGCUUUGACUGUGACGCUCGCGGCUUCACGUCGGGGGACGAGGACGACGCCGACUACAGGAGUGACACGGUGUUUGACUCUCUGCGCACCGCAGCCUCCAGUCGCACGAGGGCCGUCGAGACGCCCUUGGAUUCUAUUUAUGACGACUCGCCCCCGAGCACCGCAGGAAAUAAUGGUAGGACCAAGCGCCUCUCAAUACAGGAAAUCUUGGGUCAUACCUGGGGCGGUGACACAGACAUCAUGGAGGAGGACGAAAGUACGGUAAUGCCCACGGAAGUCGAGUCUGGCACUACCAGAGUGAGGUACUCUAGCCGCCAUGUCCUCACCCUGCCGCGAAUCAGCUCCGAGUCGUCUCAGAACGGCGUUUCGCUCUACGGCAAGGAGUUUGGGCGCAUCUCCCUGGAUGACGACUUUGACCAGGACUGGGCCGCUGACGACGAUGCACCCUGCAACCCGCUGUCGCCCCCCUCCAAAGGAAGCUCGCUCAACUCUCGCAGCAUCAACCCCAACGUCAGGAGUGCGUUGGCGAAUCUGAGUCUCGACCACAUGUCGGACAUGGACCAGGAGGAUCGGCCCCUCAACAACCUGUUCGACUGGAGCGAGACCUCGUUUCACGAAAAGAACAGCCCAGCUGGCAUUCCAUUGCGCCCCAAGACAUCGUACGAGAAGCAGGAGCCUCACGCCAGGGGCGGACGUUCCGCGAUCCGCAAUCACGUCCCCGCGCACAUUCGGAGCCAGAGCGUUCCCCUCUCGCACGUCAUGGAUGAGGCCAAACCUGCGACCGGGGCCAAGUUUGGCACGUGGGGAUUGGGCACCAAGACGGCCAGCGAGGACUGGGACGAGGACUUCGAGUUCGGUAGCGGCGCAAACGAUCAGGAUGGCGCAGCCGACGACAAGCUGUUCUCGGUACCUGAGUCUAUCCGCGCAUCGCAGCCCAGCGUCAAGGCGCACUCAGGGCAGAUUCGCGAGCUGUCGCUACUCGUCAACGACCUCAAGCGACUGUGUCGCCAUGGGCGCGAUAUGGACAUGCUCGAUGGCCCGCAGAAGACCCUGUGGAAGGAGGCUGAGGGCGUAAUCGCACUCGCCUCGCCUGACGAGGAAGAGUCUAUGGAUGGGGAGAACGACGCCGCCACUACUUCCGACAGCACAGAGGAGUACUAUGAUGGCUUUUCCGAUGACGACUUUGCAGACCUUUCAUUUGGCAAGUUCGACAUGUCCUUUGAUUACAAGGAGCCCAUGUCAAAGACGGCCGUGGUCCGUGAACGACACUCUCCCAAGCGACGAUCUGUCUUCUCCCCAGAUGACGACAUCUUCGGUGGCAAUUGGCCGUUGGUCGACGGCAGCGUGCCCUCACAGCAGCCCAGUCGGACCCAGACACCCGAGCUGCGGGCUGAUAAGCAGCAGGAAGCCGCCCAAGGCGCUCGUUCGGUGAUGGAAGCCAUGCAUCGUUCCACUCCCAACCAUGAUGCUCAAUCGCGGCCGGACAGCAAGAUGCAUUUCGACACGAAUAGCUUGAGGGUCCUGGUGAAGAGGGCCGGGGAGCUGCGGGAUUCGCUGUCAGAUGUUGUUCGCCGGGCGGAGCAAAUAGCGCAGAGCCCGGCUGGAACUCCAAGACGCGAACGCCCUACAGACUCGAGCCCUGCCUUCACGCGCAUGUUUGACGACCCUGGCUCAAGCCAGUCUCGCCGAAGCGCCCGACACCGCAGUAAUCUCUCCUCGUUGUUGAAUGCAUCGUCUCCGGAUGGCCCAUCAUCGCCCUCGCCAAUGACGAGAGGCAUGCAAACAAUGAUUGCCAGCUAG